AUGAAAGAUUUUCUGGACGACGUCCAGUACUCCAAACACGGAGUCAAGAAAUACGAGUGGAUCUUCGGAGAGGGAUAUCUGUCCACUGGCGGACUCGAGACCACUAAAGAGAUUAUACCGCUUCUGGAGCUGAAGAAAGGUCAGCGUGUGUUGGAUGUGGGCUGCGGUUUGGGUGGACACGACUUCUUUAUGGCCGAAAACUAUGGCCCAUACCACACCCUAAUCCCCAUUGAGAAGAGCAACUGUGCAGAGGAUGUGCCCAUUAUUGCCAUACAAUAUGCCUACGCUAUCCAGUUAGCGAGCAAACUCCAAACCCAUCAUCACAUCAACCAAAAAGUCUCGUUUUGGGAAUUGAGUGCAGCUAUUAUGCCGUCCACAGCAACAGUUCAGGUCCGACAGACCACCACAACCACCACAUCCAGAGCCUCAGUAUUGGUGAUCAAUACGGGAUACCUGUCAACAAAGCUGGGAAUCGUUAAACUACUGCUUUUGGUAAAGAUAUUUUCAGAUCAAAGAGAGUCCAAAUUGGGGAUUUUUUCGUUGAUUUGUUUCGUUCUGCUCCUUCUGGAUGCUGACAAGUCAUCCGGGUAUUGGUAUUUACCGCCGGAGCAGUUUUUAGUGUUGGAAUUUAUAUUUCAUUUCCUUGGAUUCGUGCUAUUCUUGAUCGGAGGCCUUUGGGUGGCUAUCGGAGCGUUCAAACACGAGAAUCGCACCGUUAAUAUCCAGGUG
Molecule: messenger RNA, 729 nt
Organism: Medioppia subpectinata
Lineage: Eukaryota; Metazoa; Arthropoda; Arachnida; Sarcoptiformes; Oppiidae
Source: the annotation of a GenBank genome assembly